Molecule: messenger RNA, 4186 nt
Organism: Triticum aestivum (bread wheat)
Lineage: Eukaryota; Viridiplantae; Streptophyta; Magnoliopsida; Poales; Poaceae
Product: disease resistance protein Pik-2-like
Exons: 2
Coding region: 10-3960 (1316 amino acids)
Biological process (GO): defense response to other organism
Source: RefSeq, a predicted model, not a curated record
GAGCUAGCGAUGUCGGAGCUCGCGGCCGUGAGCUCCCUACUACUGCGCGUCAUCCGCGACGAGGCGCUACUUCUGGGCGGCGUACGGAGGGACGUGCAGUUCAUCUGGGAGGAGAUGGAGAGCAUGCAGGGCUUCCUGUCGCACCUGGAAAGGACGGUGCCUACCGCCGGCGAGUACAACGAGCAGAUCAUCCCGUGGAAGAACCAGGUCCGGCAGCUGGCAGAGGACUGCAACUACUGCAUCGACAUCUACAUGUCCCGCGGCAACCCCGAGAUUCAUCAUGCCAGGGGCGGCCUCCUAAGCUAUGUCUGGUGGCUUCCCUGGUUCGUGCAAAAGAUGGCCGCCCAGCAUCGCGCGGCCGUCCAGCUGCGGGAACUCAAGGACCGGGCGCGUGACAUUGGCGAUCGCCGAUUGAGGUACGCCGCUGAGAUGCCAGCAAAGGGGGUCACAUUGUCAUCAUCAGCCCAUGCGGCCACAACAUCUGUUGCUUACGAAGACAGUGAAGAAGACGAUGACGAUCAAGGCGUGGAGGUAACGACAAUGGCCGAUUCAAGAUGGGCAUUAUUGCAGUCUAGUACACCAGAAGACAACAUUAGGUUGCAGCUAGCGAAAUGGAUGAUAGAGGAUGUCGCGCGACGAGACACUUCAAAGGAGAAAUUAAUACCAUCCAUCGCCAUUGUGGCACCAUAUAAGAAAGAAGCCCUCGCUGUUGCAAAGGAAGCUUCGGCUAUGUGGGGAAAAGGUUACACACGCAGGCGCAGUGUCUUGGUCGACAUCCCAGCAGUGCACAAUUAUUCUGAGUUGCUACGAACCAAGGAUAUUCUCUACUACAUCCUGCGUGUGCUGCGGCCCACCGAAUCCAAUCCAGAAAAACAGGAUGAUCAAUUCGGCUUCCUUGAGGAUCUGCAUUCUGACAAAAUGGAAGUCUCUAUUUACUCAGAAAAAUACACGCUGUUUGAUGAAAUAGACAAAAAUAUUCAUGCAAUGAAGGUUGACAACAAGAUUGCAGGAAUCAUGAAAACUAUUGAACAAAGGAAGCACGUCCUGCUGCUGCUCCACCCCAAUGGAGAGAAUAUGGACGUGUUGGAAUCCUGUAAAGAUGAGCCCAUAGGGGUAUUCCUCCGAGCGUUGUGGAUGCUCAAGAACAAACCAUAUGUAUUUGAGUUUGAGUGUAGUACCACACAAAGCCAUGCAAGGAAGUUAACCACACAUUCGCAGGAAGAUAUUAUCAAGAAAACAGCCAACAUGCUUGAACAGCAUAUGAAACUGAAAGAAGCACAUGCAGAAUCGAUUUGUCUCACGAAAACCCAUUAUGAGCAAAUCCUACGGGAGGUGUUUUACCCUUUGAGCUUCCAAGAGUCCAGCCAAGCCACUGCAACUAGAUAUGAUGAUCAAAACAGACAAAUGUUUGGCAAGACACUACAGGAGCUGCAGGAAAAUAAAUCUGACAUUAAACUAGCAAAAGCAGAGCUGGAAGACAAGUCCAUGAAGAAAAACGAUACAGCUGCUAGGAAAUCAAACCCGGAUGCCCUUAUUGAAGAAACCAUGAUCAAGAUUCAACAAAUGCAUUCGAAGAUGAAACACAAGCUCAAGAUCAAAAGAAUCAUGGACAAAAUUAAUGACUGUUUGAAGAGACAAGGUUGUCAGGAUCAGAUACUGGUUAUCCUCAAACUUGAUGAUGACUAUGUAUCCAGAUGGGAGGAGACCAGGAAUGAUUUCAGCUUGUUGGGUGGCAUAGCCGGUGCACUGAUGCUGACAUUUGAGGUAAACAGAGCAGAAGCUAGACAGUAUUGUUGGCCGCGGCGGGAACCUAUAGAUUAUUCUCUUCUCGGCCUCUACCGUGAUACUGCACUCGAGCUUACAAAAAUGGAGAUGGCUGAAGAUAGCUGGCAGAUUCUUCAUGACAUCUUGGACAACUGCAAGUCAAAUGAAUUCUGCAUGAAGAUCUUUGUUCAUGCUUUAUAUGCCAACCCCAAGAGGAGCAGUGAAGAACUAUGCAAGUUGUGCAAAGCCCUGCAGCAGGUUUCAGAUAACUCAAUGAACAACAUUGCUAAGAAGAUGUUAAAGUUCUCUUAUAGUGAUUUGCCUAAGGAUUACAAGUUAUGCUUGAUGUACCUAGCAAUUUUCCCUCGACGACAACCCAUCAGGCGGUCUACCUUGAUAGGACGAUGGGUCGUUGAAGGGCUAGUAACCAAGGAAGACUGGGAAAGUACUGUGCGUCAUGCCAAUCAAUGUUUUGACGUGCUUGUCACCCGUUGGCUUGUUUAUCCUGCUGAUACUAGUUCUAUGGGACAGGUAAAGAGUUGUGUGAUAGGUGAUCAAGUCCAUGGAUUCAUUACUAAGAUCGCCAGAAAACAUGGCAUUUUAGGAAAACGCCUGUCACAUCACUUGGCUCGCUACUUCUCCAUUUUCAACCAUCUCCGCCUCCGUAGCUCUGAUAGGAUUGACAAAUUCUUCUCAAAGCUCUUUGAAGAAUCAUCGCGAGUAUCCCUGAUAAAAGUGUUAGAUCUAGAAGGUUGUCAAUGCUUUGGUGGGAAGAACCAACACUACCUCAAGGACAUCUGCAGCAAGAUGUUACUGCUGAAGUAUCUAAGCCUAAGGGGGACAAAUCUUACCAAGCUGCCAAGUGAAAUCAACAACCUCCGUGAGUUGGAAGUAUUGGAUAUCCGACAGACAAGGGUGCCUGCAGCUGCAACAGUACAUGUCAUACUCUUGAAGUUGAAGCGUUUGCUGGCUGGCUCGGUUGUUAUGAGUUCAGGGCCAAGCAAUAAUGAAGUAUCUUACGUUAUGGUUCCUGACAAGAUCGAAAAGAUGACAAAUAUGGAGGUAAUGUCCAAUGUCAAGGCACGAAAUAGUAAUGAUUUGAAGGAUAUUGGCAAGCUAUGGCGGUUGAGGAAGCUUGGUGUGGUUAUUGAGCAGAAGGACAAACUCAUCAGGAAUUUGCUUCAAACUAUCUGUGACCUGCAUGAGUGCCUCCGCUCUCUGUCAAUCACUCUUCCCAUAACUGGAGAAGACUCUUCUGAAGAUAAUUCUCCCAAGCUUCUUUCCUUUGAGGGACAGUGUCCCAAGAUUCUGGAGAGCCUAAGCAUUCGCGGAACCGCAGAAACGGGUCAACUUUUUCAGUUGUUGACCAAAGAUGGUGACCAACUUCAACUUGCCAAGGUAACUCUAUCUGGUACUCGACUAAGGCAGGCUGAUCUGGAGAUCCUCGCCAAGCUGCCCAAAUUAGUCUGUCUCAGGCUCCAAGACAGGGCAUACAUCGAUGACAAGCUCAGUUUCAACAAGGAGAAAUUUAAGGGUCUCAAGUGCUUUCUUAUUGAGGGUUCCGAGAUAACUGUCCUUAGCUUCAAUGGUGGAGCUCCUAAACUCGAGAAGAUCAUUCUGUCGUCCACUGAUGGCCUACAGUCUCUUUCUAGAGUCGAAGACCUUCAUGAACUGAAGGAAGUCGAGUUGAAGAACAGCAAUAAGCUAUCAUUAUCAUUAUUUGAAAAGGCGAAAAACAUCUCCAAGGUGACUCUCUGUCGUACCAUUCUUUGUCAAGAUGAGGUGGAGAUUCUUGCCAAGAUGCCUAACAUGCGCAGCCUAGUACUCAAGGAGAUAUCUUAUGCACAGAGCCUGCUCAUCUUCUACAAAGACGACUUCCCAAGGCUCAACCUUCUAACCAUCGACUUUUCUGUCAUCACCUGUAUUGGCUUUACUACCCAAUCUGCUACUAAGCUUGAGAAAAUCAUAUGGUCCUACAGAAAGAGUACACUACUCUCCGGCAUUGACGAGCUUCCAAAACUGAAGGAGCUCGAGUUCAAUGGUGAUUUUGUCCCCGAUGAGGUGAUAGAUGCAUUGAAGAAACACAAGAACAAUCCCAAGCUUAUACACAACAAACCAGAAAACCAGGAAGCGGGAAACAUACCAGAAAAGAAAGAUGCUCCAAGAUUCCCAUUAUUCUGGAAGAAAGAGGAUUGACGCUGCAGGUGCCCUUCCUAUCAUCCGUUCAUCAUCAUCGGCUCCCAUCCCAUCGUGUGGUUUGUACGUGCUCUUUGGUUUGCCAUUGUGUGUUACUGUCCGCCGUACAUGUGUGGGCAGAUAUAUUAUGUAUCUAUAUGUAUGUGGAUUAAGUGAGUGUGUGCCCCUGCUACUUAUUCUACAUGUGUGUCCUAUAACUAAGAUCGAGCACAGGUAAUGGUGUGUA